Molecule: messenger RNA, 4577 nt
Organism: Drosophila simulans
Lineage: Eukaryota; Metazoa; Arthropoda; Insecta; Diptera; Drosophilidae
Gene: RhoGAP102A
Product: rho GTPase-activating protein 6
Exons: 12
Coding region: 699-4469 (1256 amino acids)
Biological process (GO): signal transduction
Source: RefSeq, a predicted model, not a curated record
AUGUUCUUGAGUUUGUUUUCAGAACGUGUAUAUGUACAUAGUCGAUCACAAGCGGGAUGCUCGUGCACCAUAAAUACAUUCAAAAAUAAUAUCUCGUGAACUUCGAAAUAUUUUUAUGUUUUUUUCUGAAAAUAAUGUUGCUUCUCUUAUUAUGUACACGCCAUCUCACCAGGCAUUUUGUGUUAUUUUGCGAGGCUUAAGAGUGAAAAUAAUGGAAAUUAAUAAUAUUAAUAAUAUGAAAUAUAAAAUGAAAUCAACAAAUAAAUAAUCGUAAACCUCAAGGUGUCGAAGUUACUAUCUGUUGAAAAAUUUAUACAGAAGUACUGAUUAUUCCAGAAUUCCAAUAUAAAUAUUGUGUGCCUUGAAAUAUAAAUAAAGUCACUCACAUAUGUAGAUACAAAUUCUAUUGUAUAUAUACGCAAUCUCUCCUGAGAAAAGCAAAUAUGUGUACGCAUUUAUAAAUAAAUUUGUGUGUUUACCUAGUAUAUUACUUUGCAACUCUCCGUAUAAUUGUUAACCUGCCUUUUGAAAAUAUCGUUGUGAAAAUAUGACAAUUGAUAUGUAUCCAAAUGAGUGUGAAACUUAAACAUGUGUACUCCGAACACCUCUAUUAUAAUUAAAUCGCAAUAAAAAAGUAUAAAGACCUGUUGGAAGAAAUCUAUGCGCCACCAACUUUAAUCUCUGUUUCAGCGUAAAAAAUGGAAUGUCCAAAACAAAACGAAGAAUCUGUGAACUGCUUGAGAAGCCCCAUCGCGGCCGUUAAAAAAAGGUCGGGGCCGUUAGAUAUGGCACUUGACGAGGUUAACGACGUAUCGAAAAUAUGGUCGUUGCCAUUAGAAGACCCACAUUGUUUAGAUGCCUCCAGCAUGCGUAAGCCAAUGAUUUUUGCGAGUAAGCACUCCGAAGGAGUUGCUUCUCCAAAUAAAGUGCAUCGUCGCAGCACAAAAGACAAGGAAAAAAAGCGAGAGCGCUGGCUUCUAACUCGAAAAACCUGGAGAUAUAUGACAGAUGCAGGCCGUAAGCUAAUUCCUGAUGGAUACCAAACAGGGUCAGGUAAUCAUGACCUAAUUGAAGAUCAAUUUCAACGGGUGUGUUUAUCUGAACCAAGUUUUAUUUUAUGGAGUCGAAGAACAUCAUACCCAGGAGCAUUCAGCUGUUCUAAGCGGAGAUUAAAGCCAUUGUUGAGGCAUGCAAGUGCUAGCCGCAGAAAACAAAUAGUUGAUGCAACCAAAGAUUAUCAUAUUGCCGAUCGAGUCAUUGAAUUAUUGCAGACUUAUCUUAAACUUCGUGAUGCAUACAAAACCACAACUUUACUUGGAACUAAAACAGUUCGGCCAGACCAAACAUCAUCACCCAGUGCACAAAGGCCAAACUUCAAAAACAAGGGUGACAACCAUCAAGUGAUAUCAUCCGGUACAUCGAUUCAAACAGAACUCUUGUCCCUUCUUAAAUUGUUAUCUAAUUGCCCUUUAUUUACACAUGAAGGAAUUCAGUUUAAGUUUGGCGAUGCUCCACUAAACAUUCUGGAAGACAAAGUUCUUUUGAAAAAAAUCUAUAGCGCGCUUAAGAAACAACAGCUCCAUAGGACGCUACAUUCCAAAGAUCCUUAUAAAGCUAAUAUUUCGACUUCAUUGUCUUGCUUAAUAAAAAAUGGAAAGGAAAUAUCUGGAGGUAACACUGAUAGUAAAAGAAGCGAUAAGUUACUACAUGAAAAUUUCUUUUCUCUAAUGAAAUGUGAUACCAAACCAAUUUUACCAAGCCCAAAAACAGAACUUUAUUUAGACCUCAAUAAGGCACCGCAAAACAUUGAGCUUAAAAACAAACUUAAUUCAAAUGGACACAGCGUUGAAAGAAUCCAGAAAACCUGUGGAACUCAAACUAAUUUUAUUCAACUAAGCGAGUUAAAAACUUUGGCGCAGCAGUACAACUUAAUGGUUAAAAAUUGCGAUAAUACCAUAAAAUUAUUUGAAGAGCCCACUAAACAAGACUGUUCAAAAUCUUCUCAUUUAAUAUGUAGAAAAAGUUCACUUGACGAAGAUAUUUCACAGUCAGUUAGCGAUACGAUUAAACGGUAUUUGAACAUGGCAAGAAAAAAAAGUAUGCAAGAUUCUGAUUCAAGCCGAUUUAAAUCAAUUAACUAUGAUAAGAACCUGAGAAAUAUCAAAGCAAAGGGCGUAAUAAAUCCACCGGGAAUAAGUGCCGGAUUACACAAGGCUGUACAAACGUUAAGUGCUUGGCCUCUCAUAGCUUUGGAUUUUAUACGGGGAAACGAAUCUUUGAAUCUUAAAAACGCUCACUUAGAAUGGUUAAGAUUAGAGGAUGAGCGAAGUCAGAUACAGUUAGAGAGGGAAAAAAAUCCAACAGAAAUAAGCAGUAAAGUGCAUCCUUUACAAAUCGCAAGUCCUGCAAACACCUCUUCAUAUUCCAAGUGCACUUCUGCACCUACUUCGCCGACUAGUCAUUCAAAGUUAGAAAAGGCUAUACGAACUUCCAGUGGACUACUCUCUUCAAGUUCUCAAUUUAUUUCAAAUAUUUUGCACGGACAUAUCAAUGCUGGAAACCAUUUUAACACAUUACCAGAUUCCAAUCAGAGUCAUGCAACGGCAAGUAUGCAGAAGUCAAAGUCGUUAUCAAAUGUGGGUCAAUUUGUAGCAAAACGAAUGUGGCGGAGUCGAUCCAAAAGCCACAAUAAACGGAGUUACUCAAAGAGCUCUAUACCAACUCUAAAAUGGUAUCCGUCGGAACAUUUUUUAUGGAUAUCAGAGUCUGGUGAAUCUUUUCAAAUAGUGGAGACAAGUUUGACAAGGCUGUCAAAAAUAGAAUCCGAUAUGGUAAAAAAUUUUGCCUUAGAAAAAAUUCAGGAACUAAAUAUUGGAAAUAAUGAAGAUAUGAAGAUAUCGCCACAAAAACGACGAUCUGCGCCUAAAAAAAAAUCCUUGACUACAAGCUUCUUUGAUAAUGGAAAGAAAGAUGAUCACAAUGCUCGCUCAGUAUUGUUCGGAACCUCAUUGGAAUGUUGCUUAGCAAGAGACAGCAAACGGAACGUUAUUAUAGAAGACAGAUCAAAGUAUUCACUUAUGUCAAUGUUUCGUGGAAGUGGUAGUAGCCCAGGAAGUGUUUUGAAGCUUAAUGAUAAUGUAAGGUCAUGUGAAAGCUUACCAUCAAAAUCCCUUGAAUACGGAAACACGGAACUUUCUGCAUAUGUUAGAGGCUCCUUUUCAAAUAUAUCAAAGCCUUUAGCAUCGCUAUCUCAGUCUGAAAAUGAAGAUACUGAACUUAAUUUCGUUAAGCCCUAUCAAGAGCAUUCACAAUUAAUGGUACCAAUAUUCGUAAACAACUGUAUUGAUUAUUUAGAAGAGAACGGAUUGCAACAGGUUGGACUCUUCCGGGUGAGCACAUCCAAAAAAAGAGUAAAGCAAUUGCGGGAGGAUUUCGAUAAAGAUAUUUAUUUUGGGAUUUCUGUUGAUACAUGCCCACAUGAUGUUGCCACACUGCUUAAAGAAUUUCUACGUGAUCUUCCGGAACCACUACUUUGCAACACACUCUAUUUAACGUUUUUAAAAACACAACGUAUUCGGAAUCGACGCUUGCAACUAGAGGCUAUAUCACAUUUGAUAAGACUACUUCCCAUCCCACACAGAGACACGUUGUACGUCUUACUAGUAUUUCUAGCUAAAGUGGCAGCACACAGCGAUGAUAUAUGGUCUACAGAGGGAUGUUGUUUAACGAUUGGAAAUAAAAUGGAUAGCAAUAAUCUAGCUACAGUAUUUGCUCCAAAUAUUUUGCGAAGCACUCAUUUGACAUUUUCAAGGGACAAAGAGCAAGAAAAUAUGAGCGAUGCCAUUAAUGUAGUAAGAACCAUGAUAAAUCACUAUGAAGAAAUUUUCAACAUAUCAGCAGAGUUACUGAAUGUCAUUUAUACACAAGCACUGGAAGCUUGUCCGGAAAAGUUAUAUGAGCUGAUUUCAACGAAAGUCUAUGGAACUGAAUGGGCCCAACAGCAAAUAGAAGACCCUCAACCAGGCAUUUUAUCUGAUGUUUCGCUCGAACCUCCGAUCCAAGGAAAGCGGUAUGAAAAUAUCAAUGAUUUUAAUACCAUUAAUUUAAAAAAUUGGCAAGAUAAACCAACAGAUUAUAGCGAUUCUGACAAAAAGAAAAACCAUAAUGAAAAUUUAGAGAUCCUUACCGCUAGUCUCAAAAUAUCUGUUGCUGAACAAAGUCACAUAAGUCUCAAGGAGCCUAUAAAAAAACAAGAGCCUAUAACGGCAUACCAACAGUUUUCCAGAUCAAGCCUCCCAACCAGUACAUCAGAUGUUGGUCUCAAGACAUUGAGAACAGAUGCCGCCGAGCUUGAGAAUAAAAUGAAAAUACUUACAUCUAACAUCCAUAAACAGGAUAUACCCAUAAAAACAACUUACAAACGACAGAACCUAAUUUCGAGCUCAAGACGAAUAAACCAAGAACCCUAAAUAAUAUAAUAAACCCUAAAUAAUUAAAAAAUUUAUAAAAAUGUUUAUCCAUUAUUCGUCUUUUAAAAAAUACAAUUUAUCUCCUGCUGUCCUAUUGGCCUUCGCUCA